Molecule: messenger RNA, 6404 nt
Organism: Eublepharis macularius
Lineage: Eukaryota; Metazoa; Chordata; Lepidosauria; Squamata; Eublepharidae
Product: dimethylaniline monooxygenase [N-oxide-forming] 4-like
Exons: 9
Coding region: 139-1764 (541 amino acids)
Molecular function (GO): flavin adenine dinucleotide binding; NADP binding; N,N-dimethylaniline monooxygenase activity
Source: RefSeq, a predicted model, not a curated record
UCUCUCAGGAAACAAUGGCUCAGCAACUUUGGCUCUCUCUUGUGGCUCCUUAAAAGCCUGAUUGGGCUCACCAACGAUUCUGGGAGAACUGCUCAGCAGUAGUGAGGUUGUGCCCUGGAAAGGCUCUUCCCAGAGACCAUGGCACAGAAAGUGGCUAUCAUUGGGGCAGGGGUAAGUGGACUGGCCUCCAUUAAAUGCUGCCUGGAUGAAGGGCUGGAGCCCACCUGUUUUGAGAGGAGCGAUGACAUCGGGGGACUUUGGCGAUUCAGGGAAAUUCCAGAAGAAGGAAGGUCUAUCGUAUACAAAUCUGUAAUAACCAACACAUCAAAGGAAAUGAGCUCCUUCAGUGACUUCCCAUUCCCAGAGGUUUGCCCCAACUUCUUACAUCACUCAGUGCUCCUGGAGUACCUCAGAAUGUACGCUGGACACUUCCAGCUUCUGGACUACAUACACUUGAAGACUACAGUAUGCAGUGUCCAAAAACAUCCAGAUUUCACAGCUACAGGACAGUGGGUGGUUUAUACCGAGAAGGAUGGACAGCGAGAAUCAGCCAUCUUUGAUGCCAUUAUGGUAUGCAGUGGCCAUUAUGCAGAGAGGAAUCUUCCACUGGAUUCUUUUCCUGGCAUAAAGAAAUUUAAGGGCCGCUACUUGCACAGCUGGGAGUACAAAGAUCCAAGAGGGUUGGAAGGGAAAAGGGUCCUUGUACUUGGUGCUGGGGAUUCUGGAGGGGACAUUGCUGCAGAAGUCAGCCGCACCGCUGCUAAGGUCUUUCUCAGCACCAGAAGUGGAACGUGGGUGUUAAGCCGCAUUUCAAAUGCUGGUUGGCCUUUAGACAUGGUCUUCAACAAACGCUUUAUGAAUUCCAUUCAAAAGCUUCUUCCAGCAGGCACCAUAAAGAAGAUGCAGACAGUGGUAUUCAGUCGGUGGUUUAACCAUGAGAACUAUGGCUUGAUUCCCCUUGAAAGUUCAUGGACACCUUUAAUUAUGAAUGAUGAGCUGCCCAGCUGCAUCCUUUGUGGCGCUGUGGUGGUAAAGACAAAUGUGAAGGAGUUCACUGAUACCUCCGCUAUCUUUGAAGAUGGAACUGUAGAAAAGGACAUAGAUGUGGUCAUCUUUGCAACAGGCUAUACCACAUCCUUCCCCUUUCUGGAGGAAUCUCUUCACAGUGCUUGCAAAAGCAAUGUUUCCCUUUAUAAAAAGAUUUUUCCUCCUCAUCUGGAGAAGCAGACGUUGGCAAUCAUCGGCUUCGUAGCAGUAAUUGGAUCCCUCAUGCCAGUAGUGGAACUUCAGGCCCGCUGGGUCACGAGAGUAUUUAAUGGAUCAUGUAAGCUUCCUACAAUGAGCCAAAUGAUGACUGAAGUUGCUAAACACAAGGAGGAUCUCCAAAAACGAAGCAUUCCCAGCCACAAGGACAAAGAGCGGAUAUACUUUAUCGAGUACAUGGAUGAAAUUGCCACCUGCAUAGGUGUCAAGCCCAGUCUGCCGCUGCUCUUCCUAACAGAUCCUAAGCUUGGCCUUGAAGUUUUCUUUGGCCCCUGCACUUCUUAUCAGUUCCGCCUGACUGGACCAGGCAAGUGGGAGAAAGCCCGAAGUACAAUCCUGACCCAGUGGGACCGAGCUCUGAAACCUCUGAAGACUCGAGUCGUAGAUGUCUCUCCCAAACGCACCUCUGUUUCCUGCUGGGUUAUAGUUUUUUGCAUAUCUGCAUUCCUUGGUUUCACUUGGCUGGUUUUUAAGUACUCAUCUCCUUCAUGGUUAUCCUGAUAAAGUGAAGGGGCAAUGCCCUUUCUAGUUUGGAUUUAUUGCACACUUUAGUAUUUUAAUUAUGCACAGCCAUGGGGCCCUUUGGGUGUUGCCACAAUUAAUUCUUCUCAGAAGGUUAAAGUGCCCCAGGUUCCUUUCAGGACUUCAGUGAGAUGGUCAGUCGUGCAUACCACUGGUUAGAGAUUACUAUUCCAACUAGCUUAUUAAGCACAAUAGUACACUGUACUUACCAGCAACAGCAAAUCAACAAGCAAAAGCUGCCUUCAUGUUAUGUCACCCACAGGAAUCAAGGACACCAACAAAAAGUAAUGUAAGACAGAGCCCCCCUGUAUGCUUCAAAGGUGCAGAACAUGUCUUGUCUUUUCAGAUAUAACAAGAAGGAAGCAGACAGCCUUGGAUCGUGCCCACCUCUACUUCUGACAUGAGGAGUAGAUGCAAUCACAAAAUGGCUGCCACUGGAGGCAGAGCCAACCACACAAUGUCAGCUACUGAGGUCAUGCAUAACUCUAACAGAUGCUCUGUUUAACAGGAUGCCUUUUAAAAUGAAUAUAUUGUUUAAAUAUAUUUUCUAGCAUAUAUACAACUAACCUUCAGUCACAUGGUGCAGAUCUUUAUGCGGUGGCCUCAUCUGCUGCCAAGGAAGCAUUUUUUUAAAACCUGCACAGCCAAUCUAAUCUCUUUCUCCAAUGACCAAGAAGAGCUGAAGAGCUCCUGUCAGACUUGUGCAUAACCUCACUCCUUGACAUUUUGUGUUUUUCUCUGUAUCCUGUGACAGCCAUCUUGUGGGUUCACCCACCACCUUCUGACAGAAUUCCAAAUGUGCCACCAGAGGAUGAGGGGAUGUUGGAAUUAGCUUCCUCAGUCCUCUGGGACUGAGGCUGAGGAAGACAGAGUACUGAGGCUGUCCUGCCUGGAAAAUUAUGAGUUGCAUAAUAAGUCAAAAAGAUAAGACAAUAGGUUUCUAUGAGACAGAAGGGAAAACUGAUAUGAUAAUGUGUGGUGGGAGGGGAAGGUACCCACUAGGGGUGUGCAAAGGCACACUGUUUCGUUAUUCUUGUUUCGGGUUUCCUGAAACAAGAAUCUGUUUCGGAUACAGGCUUUCGGCUUUCUUUCGGCUUUUUCGGCUUUCUUUCGGCUUUUUCAAUGGGAAAAUGCCUCCGUCUUCCGGACGCCUGGGGGAGGCAUUUUCCCACCAAAUCAUCCCAAAGUUGGUGGGGACCUUCCUCUAACCCCUCUCUAACAACCCCCCAAGUUUCAGACCGAUUGGACUUUGGGGAGCCAUGUUAUGGCCCCCCAAACCAGGUCACCCUAUCCUCUCAUUAAGAAAAGGAAGGUGAGCAUAUUGUUAGCUGGCUGCUGCUCAUCUUCUUCUUCAUUAUUUCCUAUGGGGGGAAAAUGAAGAGGCAGGCUUCCUUUUCCAGGGGUGGCAUUUUGAAUGCAAAAUGCCCCCCCAACCCUCUGGGGCCCUUCUCCCACCCUUCCUCCCACCCCCCACCAAGGCUCAGACUGCUCCCACUUGGGGGGGCAUUUCAUGGGCUCCCCAAGUAGGUGCUCUGUUCUCUACUGCUUACAGCUGGGGGAGGCUUCCUUUGCCAGGGGUGGCAUUUUGCAUGCAAAAUGCCACCCCUAGCCUCAGGGUCCCUUCUUCCACCCUUACUCCCACCCCACACCAAGGCUCAGACUGCUCCCCCUUGGGGGGGCCAUUUCAUGGCCUCCCCAAGUAGGUGCUCUCAGCCCCCAAAGUCCACCCCCUACUGCCCCAUACAAACCCAAUUCCCCCCAUCUGCCAAACACAGACCCAAAUCCCCCCAGUAGCCCCUCACAGACCCAAAUCCACUCCCAGCUGCCCCACACCCACCAUAACCCCAGGAACAGGCUGGCCAGCCCUCCCCCUUUUGGAACUCCUAAACUCUCUUUCCCAGGGCAAUUCCGCACAGCCCAGGGGUCCCACAAUGGUGGGCACACUCCUGAAUGCCAACUUAUCCCUGGGAAAGAGCACCUGACACACAACCACCCCCUGACACCCCCCCACCUACAUAGAAGGCUGGCCUGCCUGCCCCAUUGUUCCCAAUGCUGGGAACCAACCUCACAUCAAAGAAGGGAACACACACACAAUGAUUCAAGUUUGAAAAAAAAUUAUUUUAUCACUUUCAAAGUACAAUAGGUCAAAAAAUCACAACAAAUCACACAAAUUGUCCCCCACACAAAAGGACUACACAAUUCACUACACAUCAGAGAAUCUUAAAAAAAUUUUUUUUAACAAACUCUCAAAUUUUUGAACUGAAUUGGGUUAUACAGUAGGAGUGCACAACAGGGCAUGAAAACAGGAUUCCCCUAGACAAAAUUAACACAACAAACUUCAAAUCACAGAUUAAACAAAACCAUAACAAGAGCUUUCAAAAACACUUUAUUCCAUGAACUGCUUAAAUUUACACAGCAGCAGGGCACAAAAGGGCAUGGAAACAGCAUGCUUGCAGUGAUUCACACUACACAAACAUAACACACAACUCAAUUAAUAUUAGACAAUCAGCAAAACUUGUAACCAGCAUUACAAGAUGUGGGUUGCACAGCGGGGGCGCAAAAUGGGUCAAAAACACUUUCUGUCUUGGACAGAUGUAGGCAACAUGGCAGCAGGGCACACCCACAGGCAGGACAGCAUUGUCUCAGACUCUGAGUCGGAAAAUAACACAACUAUCAUGAAAUAAAAUACUAAUUUGCUCAUCCCCUUGACACCUCCUCCAUAACAACAAAACACAACACAAAAAAGUUUUUUGAAGCGUGCUUGUGAGUGCCAGGCCAGCCAGCAAACAGGCACCAAAGCCAGAGCAGCAGGCCUAUGUGUGGGCCAGAGGCUGGCACACUUGUUCAGGAGCCUGGUGGGAAGCCUUGGAAGCAGGGGACCAAACACAGAAAAACAACCCCCCUAGUCUCAGGGGCCCUUCUCCCACCUCUACUCCCACCCCUCACCUCAUGCAUUCCUUAUUAACAAUGAUGAAUUCUGGAGUUUACUAUCACGUGCAUGUCAGUCCCUCAAAGACUGAAGCACUAUGGAGUGAACCAUUCACACUUUGAAUUCUACUGAUCCUCAGACACAAUUAGGGAUCCAUUUCCCCUAGUGGGGGAUCCCCCACUCCCACCUUUUGCCCCCUGUCACUGCUUACCUGGCUGGAAGGGGGAAAGUCAGGGAAUGAGCCUUCGGGGUACGCUCCUGGGGCUGCUGCAGUAAUGUCACUGAUGUCAUCUGGCUGCCCUGAGAGUAUUCCUGUGCUUUGCAGUGGGCUGAUUUGGGCCCUAAACAGGCCGAAGCAGGAUCAUUUGUGGCCCAAAUCAGCCUGCUGUGAAGUAUGUGUGCUCCCCAGCCUUGUGUGAUGAUGACAUCACUUCCUAGAAGAGACAUCAUCAUGCCAGUGCAGUGCCAUGAAAUGAUCAUGCAUGUGUGAACAGACCCUAAGUAUCCUCUAGGCUUCAGUGAUGGUGUAGUAAUGUUAACAAUGUUUUCACACACAUUAUAGAGAGAGAGAGACAGAGAAGGAGGGAGGCACUGAACCUAGAUUAUUUCAUCUAUUUUGCUGUACCCUUCCAAAGCCAGGGUAGCAUUGGAACAAUGCCCCCCCCCCUCGGCCUGAGCCUUAGAACCAGUUUGCAGUGACUGGCCCAUGCAUCAUACUCAUUUUUGAGCCACAGCCAAGUUGUGUGCCUUUUGGAGAAGAAUGGUUAAGUUGGUGGUGGGGUAUAACCAAUUUUAAGAUAUCCAGUGUAGUGUAAUGGCUAGAGUGUUGGACUAGAAUCUGGGAGACUCUGAUCCUGUGCCUUGGAGGCUUGAUGGAUGUUCUUGGCUCAGCCAAUGUAACGCAUAGAGUUGUUUUUUUCAGAGGCAGUCUUAGUGAUUCUGGGGCCCUGGACAAAUGUUCAGGACGGGGCCCCAGAAUCAGUGCUGCCCCACCACUAGCUCCUUGCCAAGGCCAACCAAUGGGUGGCCCUUGCCCUAUGUGGAGUGGGCAGGAGCUCCUGCUGCUGCCAUUUUCCAUUUUGUUACCUAGGCCCCAGAUAGAGUAGGCUGGAGUGUGUUGUCUCCCUCCCCUCCCCUCCACCCCCUUCAACUACUAAGAAGGCCAUCGACAGCUGAAGUCACUCCCAAUGUGGGGCAUGGAGCAGCUGUCUAUUGUUAUCCUGUUUGUUAUGAUGAUGUUAAAACAAAGCAAGGGAGAACAAUAGUGUGUAAACCACUAUAGGUUUCCAGCGGGGAGAAAACCAGGGCAUAAGAUAAACUAAUAAAUGGGUGUGGGGGGGUAAUAUAUGCCCUAAGAUAUAUAUUUUAUGUGUAUGUGUGUAUGUUUUAUGCAUUCAAAUCACUUAUGGUGAACUUGAGAAUUAAUGAGCUCCAAAAUAUCCCAACAACCUUGUUCAUGUAUUGCAAACUGAAGUCAAUCCACCACCUUUAGGGUCUUCUUCUUUUCCCUACUGCCUUCAAUUUUUCCUAGCAUUAUUGUCUUUUCUAGUGAGUCUUGUCUUCUCAUGAUGUGACCAAAGCACAAUCAUUUUAUCUUCAAGGGAGAAUUCAGGCUUGAUUUGGUCUGGAAGCCACUUACAUGUCUUUUUUGGAGUCCAUGGUAUAUGUAAAUUAAAACUUUCUUCCUACA